Stylophora pistillata is the source of this 2228-nucleotide messenger RNA. Its product is annotated as ficolin-1-like. The record is from RefSeq and is a predicted model, not a curated record. Gene Ontology annotation, biological process: blood coagulation. NCBI's taxonomy places the organism in Eukaryota, Metazoa, Cnidaria, Anthozoa, Scleractinia, Pocilloporidae.
GUCAGCACAAAAAAGCUAACAUGUGCCUGUGGGUGCUAUUGAUGGUUCCACUUAUGGCCCUCGUACAGGCCUCAAAUCGUUUUUUGGAGCCCGAGUUUAAAACUGCUAAUUUUGCAAAGGCGAUAAACGAUCAAAAACUCGACGGGAGUGUCCUUAGAGACUUUGAAGUGGCGUCUGAAAUCUCUUGUCUGUUUGAAUGUAUCUCUGAAGACCGAUGCUUUUCAUACAACUUCCUUCCCAUCGAUGGUAAGGCUGCAAACAGAUGCCAGCUAAGUGGUUCGGACCGAUUCGUGAGUUAUGGGAAUUUUAUAAAAGAGGAUGGAGCAUUAUAUCGAGGAAUACAGAGCACCUGCGAGAAAGAUGAUCCUUGUAAGGAGAAUGAAACAUGUGUGGUUGACUACAAAUUAGACACUCACUUCUGUAGGUGUAUUAGAGACUGCCCCAAGAACUGUCUUGACUAUUACCAAAAUGGUUCCACAACUGACGGUGUUUACUGGAUUUACCCUGAUGAAGAAGAACCUUUCCAAGUGUUGUGUGACAUGACAACUGAUGGCGGAGGCUGGACCACUUUUCAAAGACGCAUGGAUGGCUCUGUAGACUUUUAUGUUGACUGGGAAUCAUACAAAAAAGGCUUUGGAAAUCUGAAGGGCGAGUUUUGGCUUGGGAAUGAUUUUCUUCACCGUCUGACUGCAUCAGCCAACAUGAUGUUUCGAAUUGAUAUGGAGGAUUACAAAGGUGACCGAAGAUUUGCCGAGUACACGACUUUCUCUGUGGCCGACGAAAGCAAUUAUUAUCGGUUGACAAUCGCUGGAUACCGAGGGACCGCUGGCGACUCAUUGCUAUCGCUCACGAAGCCUAUCAGAAAUAUGAGGUUUACAACCAAAGACAGAGAUAACGACGUUCAUAGCAGUGGAAACUGUGCAUUAAACUUCAAUGGGGGCUGGUGGUAUCAUGUUUGCCAUAACGCCAAUCCAAAUGGUUUGUAUCGAGGCGGAGGUUACGCACAAGGAAUUACAUGGCAAUCAUUUCGAGGACAAGAUUAUUCGUUAAAGCGCACCGAGAUUAAAAUUCGACCAGCAUAAUUUCGUCCGUAAAAAUUGCCCCUUUAAAGCAACAGGAAACCUGUUUAUGGUGAUAAACUUCAAUUUUUUUGGUGUAAUAAUUUUAUUGAUCUAGUUUGUAUCUGUCUCUUAUUUAUUUCUCCACUUCACCUAGCAGCAAGUCAAGUUAAAUAAUACUGAACAACGUAAUAACUACCGUCAAUGCAAUUCUAUUUCUCUACGUUCAAAUGUGAGAUAGGAGAGGAGAGAACACUUCUAGAUACCUAAUACAGUGCCCCUUAAUUAACAAAUAAAGGAGCCUUGAAUGUGCUCUAUCCUGUUGCAAUGAAGAACGCUGGAAGGGGCUAGAGCACGAAAGAAGUGUAGGGAGAAAGAGGAGAGGUACGUCGAGUUUUCCUCCCCACUACUUUUUUUUGCGUUUUUAUGGACCAAGACGAAGUCGAGGUCUAUAAAAACACGGAAAAAAAACGAGGCCAAUAUCCAGCUCGUUUAAUUUUUUCUUUCUUUUGACUGACUUCUAACGAUUUUUACGACUGCGUCGCCGACAUUGCCUAAAUGUUACGACCUUUGUAGGUCCGCUCCACGCACUUUCUCUCUUGCGCGGGAUCAAAACGGACAAUCUCGAGCAAGUAAGAUGGGCCCAUCUUGCCCCUUCGGGUCGCCAAUCAGAACACUGGAUUCGCUUCAUCCUACCCACAGGCGCAGACAGCUAUAUAAUUAAAAAAAGUUAUUCACUUAGCUAGACUUAACCAAAACAGCUUACCUGAGAGAGAAAGACAGAAGAUGAAGCACAUAAAUAGUUAAUAUUUAUUCAGAUAGUAGUACGAAAGUGCUUUUUUAAACAUUAAUUUUGUUUAGUUGGUUUUUCUCCAAUAGGUUGAGAAAUAUCGUUUCAGAUAUGCCUACCGAUAAUUGUUGGACAAAAUUUCCUGAGAAGGAAUUGAUUGACAGAAGGUUGUGGGAUACACCUCGAAUGUCAUAAUCAUGCAGUUCGGACAUUAACGAGAGAUUUAAGUUGAAAUAUUUCUCAGUAGUAGAAUAGUCAUAAAGAAGUAAAGAGGUCUUAAGUUUGACGAUGUUAGGAACUUUAAAAAGUCUAAAGGCAGUAUGGCGAGGAGUAAUCGGUUCCUUUAGAGGAACGUCAUUGAUAAUGUGAACCGCUUUGUU